Molecule: messenger RNA, 2800 nt
Organism: Syngnathoides biaculeatus (alligator pipefish)
Lineage: Eukaryota; Metazoa; Chordata; Actinopteri; Syngnathiformes; Syngnathidae
Gene: bco1l
Product: beta-carotene oxygenase 1, like
Exons: 12
Coding region: 685-2262 (525 amino acids)
Biological process (GO): carotene catabolic process; retinal metabolic process
Molecular function (GO): carotenoid dioxygenase activity; beta-carotene 15,15'-dioxygenase activity
Source: RefSeq, a predicted model, not a curated record
GAGAUUCUAUGAAAUACUGAGCAUAGGGUCUGAAUACUUAUGGCUGUGUGAUAUUUCAUCUUUUCUGUUUUAAUAAAUCUGCAAAAAUGUCAAGCUUUUAAUCUGUUAAUAUGGGGUGCUAUGCGUAUAUCAAUGAGGUGGGGCAAGAAUUGAAAUGAAUUUUAGCAAAUGGCUGCAAUACAGUAUAACAAAGAAUGAACAAUAAGGGAGUCUAGAUACUUUCCGUGCGCGUUGUAUAUUCUUGGGGCAAGAGAACCUGACAUUGAAACUCGGGUCAGGGAGCUGAUUCGCUUUAGGCUUAGACACCAGCGUGGGGCCAGCAGUACUAGCUACUCGGAUAUAGUGAUGUCCGCUCCGAUGAUACAAGGAAGAGGCAACUAGAGAUUAUAAAGUGGAACAUAGCCAGGACUUGUAAUCUUGCCAGGAGGGAGUGUCGGCAACAAGUAAUUCUCUCGUAAAUCUCUGGCCCCUGUGAGAGGCAGUGAUGAGAGGUUUAGUAGAUCAUUCUCGCUCCACUGGUACCUGGCCAGCUUCUGGAGGGCAUAGGGACUGCAGUUUGUACAAAAGUGCCCUUUGUUCUGGAGGACUGGGGGCUUCGCCAGUGCAGACGCCCUUCAUCCUAAUGCGGACAUUCGCAGAACGAUAAGUGGAGGCGCGUGUCAGCUGGAGCUGCACGAAAUCAAAAUGCAGUCGUUAUUUAUUCACAACGGCAAGGAGACACCUGAGCCUGUGAAAGCGGAAGUGAAAGGUUGUGUGCCCACAUGGCUGCAUGGCACGCUGGUGAGGAAUGGCCCUGCAUUAUUUUCUGUGGGUGACUCGGAGUACAACCACUGGUUUGAUGGGAUGUCGCUCAUUCACAGCUUCACUUUCAAAGACGGUGAGGUGGUUUACAGAAGCAAGUUCCUGAAGAGUCACACUUAUAAGAAAAACAUUAAGGCUGACCGGAUUGUUGUCUCCGAGUUCGGCACCAUGGUCUAUCCCGACCCCUGCAAAAACAUUUUCUCCAGGGCAUUCACACAUCUCAGCAACAUCAUUCCUGACUUUACCGACAAUAACAUGAUUAACAUCAUUCGCUACGGUCAGGACUACUACGCCACCUCUGAAAUCAACUACAUGAACCAAAUCGAUCCUGUCACUUUGGACACCAUAGGAAGGAUCAACUACAGGAACCAUAUUGCAAUUAAUCUGGCGACAGCUCACCCUCACUAUGACGACGAAGGCAACACGUACAACAUGGGAACUGCCAUCAUAGGUCUUGGUCCACCAAAGUAUGUCAUCUUUAAAGUCCCAGCUGAUGUGUCAGGUAAUCCCGAGCAGAGGAAACCUGCCCUCCGGCAUGUGCAACAGAUCUGCUCACUUCCUUUUCGCUCCAUGCUGUUCCCAAGCUACUUCCACAGCUUUGGCAUGACCGAGAAUUUCAUCGUAUUCGUGGAGCAGCCGUUCAAGGUGGACAUUGUCAAACUGGCGACCGCCUAUUUCCGUGGCAUUAACUGGGGAAGCUGCCUCAAGUUUGACAAGGACAGCCCUACCUUCUUUCACCUUUUCAACCGGAUGACGGGGAAGAGAGUUUCCACUUGUUUUUACGGUGACCCCCUGGUGGUCUUUCAUCACAUUAACGCCUACGAGACUGAGGCCCAUGUGGUGUUCGACCUAAUUGCCUAUAAGGACAGCAAUCUCUACGAUAUGUUCUACAUGAAGAAUCUGAGGAUGAAUACCAGCAGCUUCAUUGAGGCCAACUCCAACUCCUCGCGACCAACUAGCCAGCGGUUCGUCCUACCGCUGCAUGUCAACAAGGACUCACCAAAAGGAGCCAACCUGGUGACUCUCGCAGACACGACGGCCGCAGCAAUCAUGAAGGACGACGGUGAAGUUUUUUGCCAGCCGGAGAUUCUCUUCCAAGGUCUGGAGUUACCCAACAUCAACUACAAGUUCAACAGCAAGAAGUACAGAUACUUCUAUGGCUCGAAAGUGGACUGGUCGCCGCAACCAAACAAGAUAAUCAAAUUUGACACAGUCACCAAGACCCAUUUGGAAUGGCAUCAGGACAACUGCUACCCAUCAGAGCCUGUGUUCGUGGCCUCACCCGGAGCUGUGGAUGAAGACGACGGCGUGAUCUUAUCCUCCGUCAUCUCACCAGACCCGAACACCUCGCCAUUCAUGCUGGUGCUCAACGCCAAGACUUUAGAGGAGGUGGCACGGGCCGCUAUUCCUGCCACUGUUCACUUGGACCUUCAUGGACUUUUUAUCCACAAUGCCAAGUGACAGCCAAAAGUACUCAAAUUCUGUACUUAACCAUCACACACCAUCAGUGACCAUACAGGAAGACAAAAUACACCGGACGUGUUUUUUACCAAAUUUUUGACAAGCAUAAACUGGAGGUUUUUAGGCUGACAAAAGACGUUACAUUCACCAAAACUCAUCAGAGAAACAACCUCACAGAGCCAGUCCACUUAUCCAUAAAUCCAGCUAUCCCUUUUCUUAGCCACUUAUCCUUACAAGGGUCGCGGGAGUUCUGGAGCCUAUCCCAGCUGUCAACGGGCAGGAGGUGGCGUACACCCUGAACUGGUUGCCAGCCAAUUGCACAGGAUAUGGAGACAGACAACAACAGCCGCACUCACAAUCACACCUUAGGGCAAUUUAGAGUGUCCAAUUAAUGUUGCAUGACUUUGGGAUGUGGGAGGAAACCGGAGUGCCCGGGGAAAAUCCACGUAGGCACGAGAACAUGCGAACUCCACACAGGAAGGGCUGGAAUUGAACCCGGGUCCUCAGAACUGUGAGGCCAACGCUUUCCAGCUGAUCC